GAUCUAACGGUUACAAAUCCCAAGAGAAUAAGCCUUACCAAAAAAAAUAUCAAAGUUUUGUCCCCUUAUCCUUCUGCACACCAAGAUGAACCCUGCAAAAACCUCUUCAAUGCCGUCUCAAUUCCUUUCUAGUUUCUACCCCUUACUAACCUAAAACCUCCCCACCUCAAAUUCUCAUCCCAAAAACCACACCCGUUAAUUAGAAAAAUUAAAAAUCCGAACUUUUUUCCCCUUCACCCAUUGCAUUUCUGUUUGUUUUUUAUCACAGUUCUUGAUUCCAAAUGGAGCUAUACACACCGUUCGCGCCGCGCUUCAAACCGGACCUGUCCUUCCCCCCCUUCCCCGUCAAAACCCACCUCAAUAAAACCCCCCAAAUCCCCCCAAACCUCCGCGUGUUUGCAGUCGCCGCCGACCAGAAAGAACUCCCGGAGAACAGCCCCCUGAAGCUCCUGAAAGAGCUGGCCGAGCGCAGAAAGGUAGUCUCCCCAAAGCGAGAAGCGCCCCCAAAGAGAUUCAUCCUCAAACCCCCGCUGGACGACUCGAAACUCGCCAAUAGGUUCCUGAACAGCCCUCAGUUGUCCCUUAAAUCCUUCCCCUUGCUGAGUUCCUGCCUGCCGUCAUCCCGCCUGAACAACGCCGACCAGACAUGGAUUGACGAGUACCUGCUCGAAGCCAAACAGGCCUUAGGUUACCCCCUCGAACCUUCGGAUAGCUAUGGGGACGAUAAUCCGGCCAAGCAGUUUGAUACCCUGCUGUAUUUAGCCUUUCAGCAUCCCCAGUGUGAGAGGACAAAGGCUAGGCACGUGAGGUCUGGACACUCGAGACUGUUCUUUUUAGGGCAGUAUGUGCUGGAAAUGGCGCUGUGUGAGUUUUUUCUGCAAAGGUACCCAAGGGAGUCUCCGGGGCCAAUGAGGGAGAGGGUUUAUGCUUUAAUUGGGAAGAGGUUCCUUCCGCAGUGGAUUAAGGCUGCUGGCUUGCAGAAUCUGAUCUUUCAGUAUGAUGACAUGGAUAGGCUGAGAAGGACGGAUCGGGAGCCUCCGGUGAAAUCUGUCUUCUGGGCCUUGUUUGGGGCGAUAUAUUUGUGCUUUGGGAUGCCAGAAGUGUAUCGUGUUCUUUUUGAAGUAUUUGGAAUGGAUCCAGAAGCUGAAGAUGCCCAGCCUAAACUAAGGAGACAGCUUGAGGAUGUUGACUAUGUUUCUGUUGAGUUCGAUAACCAGAAACUGAACUGGCAGGAUCCCCCAGAAGACGCCUUAUUCGCUCAUCCGAGGCUUUUCAGAGCAUGCGUGCCACCUGGCAUGCAUAGAUUUCGUGGAAGCAUUUGGGAUUAUGACUGUCGGCCUCAAGUCAUGAAAAAGCUCGGGUACCCCUUGUCCAUGGUGGACAGGAGUCCUGAUAUAACAGAAGCUAGGAAUAUUGAGCUAGGACUUGGAUUGCAGCUCUGUUUCUUGCACCCAUCAAUGCACAAGUUUGAACAUCCCCGUUUUUGCUACGAACGUCUGGAAUACGUUGGUCAAAAGAUACAGGACCUUGUAAUGGCCGAGAGGCUGCUCAUGAAGCAUCUAGAUGCUCCCGGAAGAUGGCUACAGGAGAAACACGAUCGCCUUCUUAUGAACAAAUUCUGUGGAAGGUAUUUAAGGGCGAAAUAUCUUCAUAGGUUCAUCAUGUAUAGUAAUGAGGUGCAAGACGCAUAUGAGCAAAACAGGAGGCUAAGAAAUCCAGCCACCAGUUCAGUUCAACAGGCCAUUCAUGGGCUUGCGUAUGUCGUUUAUGGGAAGCGAGACGUGAGGCGGCUAAUGUUUGAGGUUUUUGACUUUGAGCAGAUUCAGCCAAAGGCUGUAUGAGAACUGUAAAAGUUACCUUGGACGAGUUGUGUAGUACAUUUUUUUUACUUAAACAGGAUAAAUUUACUGAUGGUGAGGAUCAACAGAAGCAUGUGUACAGAUCAUUACAGGGUUACACAGUAUUUCUUUAUUAUACAUUCGGAUGUAUAGGUAUUCAAUUCACGUGUGUUAAAUGCAAAAAUCAGAGAACAUAAUGGAGAACAUUGCAAUAUGGAUGAACAAUUUUUCUA
This is a messenger RNA of Striga asiatica, 2071 nucleotides long. The record is from the annotation of a GenBank genome assembly. Lineage: Eukaryota; Viridiplantae; Streptophyta; Magnoliopsida; Lamiales; Orobanchaceae.